Fonsecaea erecta is the source of this 546-nucleotide messenger RNA. RefSeq lists its product as hypothetical. Lineage: Eukaryota; Fungi; Ascomycota; Eurotiomycetes; Chaetothyriales; Herpotrichiellaceae. The transcript is spliced from 2 exons. The record is from RefSeq and is a predicted model, not a curated record. Bases 1 to 546 code for a protein of 181 amino acids.
AUGGCGCUGCUUGGUCCGCAGCCAAAUAUUGAUCGUAUGGAACAAUGCUUCCAUGAUGGCUUGCAGGAGUUGGUGAAGUUUCGAAACGUGCCUCCGCUGGCAGAAGGCAGUCUUCUUCUCAACGCCAUAAGAGAGCUGGGCACUCAACUCAACGCCCGAAUUACGGACCUCACCACCCAAUUCAACACUCGAUUUGACCAGAUGGACCGAAGAUUUGAGGAGAUGGACCGCAAAUUUGAGGAGAUGGACCGCAAAUUUGAUCACCUUUCUGAGCGAAUUCUGGCCAAUGACUUCAACAAUGUCGCCCGAGUUCAAAACUCAUUCCUCAGUCGCCCCACUGAUCGACUCUCACCACUAGUCAAUCCCAAGACUAAUGAGCCUAUCGAUGACUUUCCGGCGAAAGGUCAAGACAUUACCAGUCUAAGCGACGAGCAUCUCCACUCUGUCCUGGCGGCGCUGGGUUUACCUUCAAAUGGGCAAAGAACGGCCAAGGAAAGGAGACUGAGACAGUAUAUCGGCCUUCGGAUUAGCCCGUUAGGUGCCUAG